This is a messenger RNA of Colletotrichum lupini, 3210 nucleotides long. Its product is annotated as eukaryotic aspartyl protease. Gene Ontology annotation, cellular component: cytoplasm. Gene Ontology annotation, biological process: 'de novo' IMP biosynthetic process; proteolysis. Bases 1 to 3210 code for a protein of 1069 amino acids. The record is from RefSeq and is a predicted model, not a curated record. The transcript has 10 exons. Gene Ontology annotation, molecular function: phosphoribosylaminoimidazolesuccinocarboxamide synthase activity; aspartic-type endopeptidase activity. Lineage: Eukaryota; Fungi; Ascomycota; Sordariomycetes; Glomerellales; Glomerellaceae.
AUGGCCCUCCAUGGCCCCGUUUCCCUUGCCGCCAAGCACAGAGCCGAGGAACCCGUUCUGCCCGUCUGGGGUGUUCUGCUGUGCCUCUCUAACCAUCUCGGGGCUGGCGCGACCAGACUAUCAACCCCCAAAUCUCCAAAUCUCGUAAAAACAACGAGCUCUCAAGAAAAGGACGUGCGAUCCCGUCGCCGUUUGGCAUCUGACAGCUCCGGCCGGCGAUACUCUGCUUUCUUCUUUUUUCCUGUAGUCUCAACAGCCUUGUGUUGCUUACCGGCUCAUGUCCCCGGUUUCUCGAAUACCCGUCCAGACGUCUGCCAGGAUAAGCCUCUCCGCAUAAGAAGCAGUCUGCGGGGGCGUCCGUUUCUCGAGGGAGUCGAAGCUUUGGGCCCCCCCCAGUCCACAGGGAUGAAGCUAUCCACGACGACCUUGGCCCUCGCGGCCCUGGCGUCGGAAGCCGUCUCGCAAAAGGUCAUCUCAGCCAACUUCCACAAGAUCCAGCUCCCCGUAGACCUGGUUCAAAUCACCCGCCGCGACACCCUCACCCUCGCGGCGCUCAACAACAUCACGGGCGGCGGGUACUACUCAGAAGUCGAGAUCGGCACCCCGGGACAGAAGGCGCUGCUGCACGUCGACACGGGCAGCAGCGACACGUGGAUCGUCGACAAGCAGGCCGACCUCUGCACGAGCACGAAGCUGCAGCGCCAGUACGAGACGGGGUGUACCGAGACAUACAACUCGACGGCGAGCUCGACGUACAAGGUCGUCGGUCAGAACGGGUUUGAUAUCACGUACCUUGACGGCAAGAACAUCAAGGGAGACUACAUCUCGGAUGUCGUCAGCAUCAAUGGGAAGACGGUCAAGGGCCAGCAGCUUGGUCUGGCGAUUCAGACGGUCAAGGGCACCGGGUUGAUUGGUCUGGGGUUCUCACAGACUGUGGCGACGAAGCGCAAGUAUCCUACCAUUCUCGACAACAUGGUUACGCAAGGUGUCAUAGGCAGAAAAGCCUUCAGUAUAUGGCUGAAUGAUCUUUCGUCGUCUGAGGGAACAUUACUGUUCGGCGGCAUUGACACGGAGAAAUACACCGGCUCGCUCACCACGCUCCCGCUCGUCAACGACCACCAUUCGGGUAACAUGACAAGCUACAGCAUAUCCAUGACCGGCGUCGAAAUCGAAACACCAGACGGCAAGACGGUCAACAUGGCCGAGGACAGCUUCAACGCCGCGACCGUCCUCGACUCUGGGUCGACGAUAUGUCUUCUCCCAGAGCAAAUGGCAAAAGCCAUCUGGGUCAAAUACGACGUCGUCGACGCCGGGUACGGCUUUAUCGAUUGCAAGUGGCGAGGCCCCCAAGGCGAGGGAAUCUUUUUCGACUUUGCUUUCGCCGGCGUCAAGAUUCGCGUCCCGAUGGAGGAGAUGGUCCUGGAUAACCUUGACCCCAUCAUGGACCAGCUCAAGGGCCUCACCCCCUUCGACAAGCCCUGCAUGUUUGGCAUACAAAACAGCGCCACGUUCGACGUCAACAGCACAGAGUUUGCGCUGCUGGGCGACACGUUCCUGCGCAGUGCAUACGUCGUCUACGACGAGGCGAACCACCAGGUCGGCAUCGCACAGUCGAAUCUCAACGCGACCCGGACCAAUCACGCCGGCGCCGACGUCGACGAGGGCCGGGACGGGGACGAUGACGAGGACGGCGGCUGCUGGGAUGGAUACGUCGGUAGCGUCGGCAGGCGCUUCGACGCCGUCGUCGAGCGAGUCACCGAAUGCCGCGUCACAUCCUGGGCUGGUGGCCUCGGAAACGGACGGCUUCUUGGUAAUGGUGCUCAUGUCUGUCUUUGCUGUCGUUGGCGCGGCGCUGAUGGCGGGUUAAUUCUCACGCUCUCCCUCGCGUCUGGCAUGCCUCCAAAGCGUGGCCUAUAUGGCAUUCACUGCAUCUUCAUUCGUCAAUCGCAAUUCAGACCGUCGUCUCAAACUGCGGAAUGUCACUGCUUAAAGUUCGAACCCAUCAAUGGAGGGGGGGAACCGGUGGAGCGGUUGCACCCGAAGGGGAAAUUUUUUUCACGCCGGUUUUUCGUCACCCGUGCCGAACGGACGGUCAACCUUUUGAACGUCUCCCAACCUCAUCCCGAACUCGGCUUCGAAAACCUGACUCAUCCUCCGUCUUCUAUUCACCAAGGUGCGCCAGAUUACUGUCUGCAAGGCUCUACCUCACGUUGCUCACAUCUCCCGACUUUGCCGACAAUUUCAACCCCUCCACCCCACAUUCACUCACCUCAUUCACACAGCUCUCACACAAUGGCGACUGCUAGCGUCACAUCCGUCGACCUCACCGGCCUCAAGAAGAUCGGCCAGGGCAAGGUUCGCGAUGUCUUCGAGGUCGACGACAAGACGCUCCUCUUCGUCGCCUCCGACCGCGUCUCGGCUUUUGAUGUCGUCAUGAAGAACGGCAUCCCUGACAAGGGCGCCAUUCUCACCCACGCCUCUGCCCACUGGUUCAAGGUUCUCACCGACCGAGUCCCGGGCCUCAAGACCCACUUCAUCACCCUCGACCCCCCGGCCGGCUUGCCCGCCGCCGACGCCGCUCUCAUCAAGAACCGCGCCAUGCAGGUCCGCCGCCUCAAGGUCAUUCCCCUCGAGGCCAUCGUCCGCGGCUACCUCACCGGCUCCGCCUGGAAUGAAUACAAGUCAAAGGGCACCGUCCACGGCAUCCCCGUCCCCGCCGGCAUGCAACAAUCCCAAGCCUUCGCCACGCCCCUCUACACCCCCUCCACAAAGGCAGAACAGGGCGAGCACGACGAGAACAUCCACCCGGACGAGGCCGUCAAGCUCGUCGGAGCCAAGUACGCCAACCGCGUCGAGGAGCUCGCCCUCCAGCUCUACGCCGCGGCGCGCGACUACGCCGCCGAGCGCGGCAUCAUCCUCGCCGACACCAAGUUCGAGUUCGGCGUCGACCCGGACACGGACGUGGUCGUGCUCGUGGACGAGGUGCUCACGCCCGACAGCAGUCGGUACUGGCCUGCUGCUGGGUACGCUGUCGGCCGCGACCAGGAGAGCUUCGAUAAGCAGUUUAUUCGCAACUGGUUGAUUGAGCAGGGGCUCAAGGGGAAGGAGGGAGUUGCGCUGCCCGAGGAUGUGUGCAAGGCUACGGCGGAGAAGUAUAAGGAUGUGUUUGUCAAGUUGGUGGGGAAGAGCUUUGAUGAGGUUGUGGCGUGA